CUCUUCUGACACGUGACCGGAGGAGGUGGGAAUUUAGGACCAGCGCCUUCUCCUUGCUUCUUGGGGUCGUGGCCUUGCUCCCGCUGGGCAAGGGAAGUGUCCAGUCCUCCACGCGCGUGUGCGCGGGCGCUGAGGUGCUCGUGGGUCCGCGAUAGGACUCUGCGGGUCAGAGGCAGGAGCCAUGGGCGGGACCGCCAGCACCCGCCGGGUCACCUUCGAGGCGGACGAGAAUGAGAACAUCACCGUGGUGAAGGGCAUCCGGCUGUCAGAAAAUGUAAUUGAUCGAAUGAAGGAAUCCUCCCCAUCUGGUUCGAAGUCUCAGCGGUAUUCUGGUAUUUAUGGUGCCUCAGUUUCUGAUGAAGAAUUGAAAAGAAGAGUGGCUGAAGAACUGGCAUUGGAGCGAGCCAAGAAGGAAUCUGAGAAUCAGAAACAACUAAAGAAAAGCAAGGACCUAGACCGAGAGAGGGCUGCAGCCAGUGAGCAGUUAACCAGAGCUAUCCUUCGAGAGAGGAUAUCAAAUGAAGAAGAACGCUCGAAGGCAAAGCACUUGGAUUUUGAAGACAAAGCUAAGCAGCUGGAAGAGAAAGACCGAAUGAUAAAGAAGCAGGAUGCGUUCUACAAAGAGCAGCUGGCUAGACUGGAGGAGAGGAGUUCAGAGUUCUACAAAGUUACCACUGAGCAAUAUCAGAAAGCUGCUGAAGAAGUAGAAGCGAAGUUCAAGCGGUAUGAUUAUCAUCCAGUCUGUGCUGAUCUGCAGGCCAAAAUCCUCCAGUGUUACCGUGAGAACACCCACCAGACCCUCAGCUGCUCUGCUCUGGCUAACCAGUACAUGCACUGUGUUAAUCAUGCCAAACAGCAGGAAGAACAAAAAACAGACCUAGCUUGGGAGAACAAACAGACAGACACUGAACACAAAAUAAGUUAGCUAAUCAGAUUUUCAGAGCAUGCUGGAGAAGGGAGGAUAAAAUCAACUUUAGAACAUGCAAAACAUUAAUCCAGAAGUGGAACACUUUUUUUCUGAGUAAGAAGAUAAUGCACUUAAAAAGAGAAGACCACUAAAGAGAAGCACCAGAGAAUGAAUUCAACAGAAUCAUAUCAUGUUUUGAUCAACAACAGUUUGAGAAGCCAAGGUCUAGAUCAGGAAUCAGUCAUCAAAGGACACUGUUCUGUUCCAGUAAACCCAAUUUAUGAAAAAAUAAAAGAGAAGGGCAGUGCUCUGCACCUUUUUGUACUUUCUAUUCCACUUCUACUGACCAUAUGAUGUGUCUUUUCACACCAGGCUCCACCUUUUGGUGGCUUCACCUCUAACAAAGCUGGGAGCAGGUGGGGAGGCUGAGCUAAUUGGAGUAGGGAGAGGAAGGAGCAGAAAAACACAGAGCCCCAGGAAAAAGUGCUGUAUGGAAUUGCCUAGGCUGUGUCUUACUCAUUUCCUCUUUCUUCCUUUUCUUUGACUAAGAGCUAUUUCAUUUUAACUUAUUAUGGUGGUCAUGCAAGUAAGACAAAAAGGAGAGAAAAUGUUCCUCUUUUACUGGAAUGAUGUUUAUGAUUACAAAUGAAAUAAGACAUUUUUAUAAAUAUAAAAGGAACCUUGAUUUAUGCAGCCUCUAACAUGAAUAUUGACAACUUUACUCACUAUCAAUAAUAAAUAUAUUUUCUGACAAAGA
This is a messenger RNA of Heterocephalus glaber (naked mole-rat), 1664 nucleotides long. The record is from RefSeq and is a predicted model, not a curated record. Lineage: Eukaryota; Metazoa; Chordata; Mammalia; Rodentia; Bathyergidae.